Closterium sp. Naga37s-1 is the source of this 1083-nucleotide messenger RNA. Lineage: Eukaryota; Viridiplantae; Streptophyta; Zygnematophyceae; Desmidiales; Closteriaceae. The record is from the annotation of a GenBank genome assembly.
AUGGGAGCAUGUCUUUCCACCAAGUCAUCAUCCAACGGUGGCAAACAGCGCAAACCCGCAGCAGCAACCACUCUCCCCCCUCUCACUGCCUCUCUCUUUUCCGCUUCCGCCAAUCCCCCUCUCCCUCCCCCUCUUCCACCCUCUCUUCCUCCCCCUAAGCCGUCCCCCCAUCCAUCCGCGGAGCACAAUUCCCAGCACCCCCUUCCGCCCCAGUACCCCCGACCCGCCCAAACGCUUCCCCUUUGCUCCCAGGGCACUCCCCCUUCCGCGCAACAUCUGCCCCCGUCCGCGCAAGACCGUCCCCUUUCCGCCAAUCCCCCCAGGAACAAGCCCCCCAAGGCUCCAGGGGGGACGCACCCGCGCAGCCUAUCAGCUGGGGGGGAGGAGGAGGCGGGAGAUGGAGGGGGGGGACGAGGGGGAGAGAGAGGAGACAGAGGGGGAGGAGAAGGAGGGGAUAUGGACCAAGGUGCAAUGGGGCAGGAAGGGGUGGGGCAGGGUGCAAUGGUGCAGGUGGCAGUGAAGCAGCUGAGGGAGGAGUCGAAGCAGGGAGCGGAGGAGUUCCUGAGGGAGGUGCUGGUGCUGGGUCGGCUGGCCCACGCGCACCUGGUGCUGCUGUGGGGGUACUGUGUGGACGGCGGGGCGUUUCUGGUCUAUGAGCUCAUGGAGGGGGGGAGUUUGGAUUACGCACUCAUUGACUGUGCCAAGGGGGAACUCCACUUCAGCUGGCCCAUGCGCCUCAAGGUGGCAGUAGGUGCCAAGGGCGAGCUCCACUUCAGCUGGCCCAUGCGCCUCAAGGUGCCAAGGGCGAGCUUUCAGCUGGCCCAUGCGCCUCAAGGUGGCAGUAGAGGUGGCAGAGGCGCUGGUCUACAUGCACCUUCUGUUCCCCCUCCCCACUCCUCCCCACUCCUCCCCUUCUCCCCUCCCCGCCUCCCCCCUCUUCCAGGCGCCAAGGGCGAGCUGCAUUUCAGCUGGCCCAUGCGCCUCAAGGACUACUCAGCAAAGCUGACGGAUUUCGGCAUGGUGCGGGUGGGUCCGGGGAAGUCAACUGCGGUCAACCAUGUCAAGGAUUCUUUAUUCAACUGA